Messenger RNA from Ylistrum balloti, 1387 nucleotides. RefSeq names its product rhomboid-related protein 4-like. Gene Ontology annotation, molecular function: serine-type endopeptidase activity. NCBI's taxonomy places the organism in Eukaryota, Metazoa, Mollusca, Bivalvia, Pectinida, Pectinidae. The coding region runs from base 198 to 1205 and encodes 335 amino acids. Gene Ontology annotation, cellular component: membrane. The record is from RefSeq and is a predicted model, not a curated record. The transcript is spliced from 7 exons.
UGGCGGCGCCCAUAUCUUACUUUCACAUUAGAUGACGUAAUUGGAAGGAGAUACUGUUUUCACACCUGGUCAUGUAUCUUCAGAGUGGAUGCUAUCAAACUGGUUAAAGAAGAUUACACCUCACUAUAGAAAGUUUCAAAAGACACAAAUUUAUACAACAGUAUCUCAAGUGUUGGCAUCAGAACAACUUAAGGACCAUGUUUUCAGGGCGGAGGCGUGGAGGGAGGGGUAAUUUUGGAGUUCUACUGUUGGGGGCCCAGGUGAUGAGGAUGGGAGUACAUAACAUUCCUCCAGUCACCUUGGCGACAGUGGCCUUACAGGUGGCCAUAUAUUUACAAUUAGGUGACCUUCCAAAAUGGUUUGGCCAUCCUCAGAGUGUCUGUAUGAGUGUGUACAAAGUCUGGUAUAAAGGAUACUGGAAGCUUUUGAUACUGGCUGCUCUUACACAUGGUGAUGAUAUACAUCUCUACUAUAAUAUGGCAUCAAUGCUGUGGAAGGGGAGACAACUGGAAAGAAAAUUUAAAAGCGUAUACUUUGCCUUUCUUUUGGCAAUAUUUACAAUACUGAGUGGGAUUGCCUAUGUAGCCCUUAAUAUGGCCUUCACCUUCAUCACAGAUGACCAGUCAUAUGAGUUAACAUGCGCUGUUGGAUUCUCAGGUGUGCUGUUUGCCCUAAAAGUACUAGUGAGUCACUACAGUCCCCGAGGUACACAGUAUAUAAUGGGAUUCAUCCCUGUUCCCAGUCGCCAGGUCUUCUGGGCAGAGUUGGUUCUCAUACAAAUCAUCACCCCUCAUGCCUCAUUUACAGGACACCUGGCUGGGAUACUGGUUGGUCUACUCUACAUUAAAGGUCCAUUGAAACCCCUCAUGGAUAGCUUUGUACCCACAGUGCCAUCCUACACUUACACCUCCCAGACAAGUGGUUACAACACAAGGUACAAUUAUGGGGCAGGCCCUGGACAAAGAUCUGGCUACAGAGAUCCAAACCAGCAGGCUCGGGCGCCACCUAGAGGAUAUGGUUGGAACUCAAAUGGGAAUGCCCAAGGGGAAGGGGACUAUAGUGACUACACUGGUGGACUCAGCGAGGAGGAACAAACACGGAGAGCCACAGAGGAGAGUCUUCGUCAGAACAGAGGUGGAAAUCAGGACAGACUGUAUCCAGAUUUAGAAGAUUUACGACAGAGACGUCAGAACCGAUACCAGUGAGACAUCCAGGGGCACUUUACCUCCUGUCUUAUUUGAUAACAGAUGAUUAUACAUACUGUCCAUAAAGAUCAUAUCUCUCCUAUCAUUUCUACCUAAGAAACAAAAAAUUCAUCACGGAACCAGACCAUCCAUGCAUUGUUUUAUUUUCAUAUAAACUCUCUAAUAAAAUGUUAAUGUUUAUA